This is a messenger RNA of Naegleria gruberi, 1998 nucleotides long. RefSeq lists its product as uncharacterized. Gene Ontology annotation, molecular function: ATP binding; protein serine/threonine kinase activity. Lineage: Eukaryota; Heterolobosea; Eutetramitea; Acrasida; Naegleriidae. Gene Ontology annotation, biological process: intracellular signal transduction; peptidyl-serine phosphorylation. The record is from RefSeq and is a predicted model, not a curated record. The coding region runs from base 580 to 1959 and encodes 459 amino acids. The transcript is spliced from 3 exons.
AAAAAACAUCCAACACGUGAAAGAAUUCUUUCUCUACUGCCAACCAACCAACAAGCAGUACUGCCCAAGCAAAUCGUUUUUGCUGAAUAAUAAUACGUGUCCAAGAUCAUUGUCACCCUCUCUGAUACUGUACAACAACAUUUUCAGUGAAAGAUUUUUACAAGAGUUUUACCGCCCUUAUUGUUAUCUUGCAGGAACCGUUUAAGACAUUUAAACAUUUACUGUUCAAGUGUCUUAUCUUUUAUAUACGUGUGCCUCUAAAGACAGAGCAAUUUAUUAUUGGAGCUUUUUCCAACAAUUUGCCAAAUAUAUUGCCUCAUUCCUCACUGUGACCAGUGAAUUUCUAAUCUGAACUCUCGACUUUCUCAAUUUGUCGUUGGUUCAUUUUAAAGCUCAAAAAAACAAACAACAAACCUCAAACACUGUGUUUGUUGUUGAGAAUUAAUCCUUACAUAAUUCAGUAGUAGAACAAGAAGUUUUCUCUUCAAGAUAAGAAGAACAUUCUACACUUGGCAACUCGAUUGAAAAACAAUAACCAAUCACAAAGAAAAGAAAUAGUAUAAUUGUGCGGAAGAAAAAAUGAGUCUUAUAGUAGCCUCCACGACGAGCACAAGCACGGCCGUUAAUAGCCAACUACAUAGACACUCUGUUGGAGGCGAACCACAGAGAAAAUCCUAUAGUGUAGAGGAUUUUGAAAUGGGAGAACAAAUAGGUGAAGGAGCAUAUAGUAGAGUUGUCAUUUCAACUUUUAAACCAACAGGAAAGAAGUAUGCUCUCAAAAUCAUCAAGAAGCAACUUAUUCUGAAGGAGAAUAAGACCAAGACUGUCAAGAUGGAAAAACAAGUUCUGAAUAUGAUGGAUCACGAUAACAUCAUUAAAUUAUUCUGUACAUUCCAAGAUGCCAAUCAUUUAUAUUUUGCUUUAGAACUUGCUCCCGGAGGCGAACUUUAUUCAUAUAUUAAGAAUUAUGGACCAUUCUCUUUAGAAGCUUCCCAAUUUUACACAGCCGAAAUUGUUAAUGCCAUGGAAUAUAUGCACACUCUUGGAAUAAUACACAGAGACCUCAAGCCUGAGAAUAUCAUCCUGAGCAAAGAUAUGCAUGUAAAAAUUACUGAUUUCGGAACAGCUAAAAUUCAAAAGGCAGAAGAAGAAGAAGUGAUGGUUGGAGAUUCGCCACUCAAGAGUAAAAAGGGAACAUUUUGUGGUACUGUACAAUACGUUUCACCAGAAAUAUUAAAAGAUGAAGAAUGUAAUGAAGGAGCUGAUUUGUGGGCUCUUGGCUGUAUUAUUUAUCAAUUACUAACUGCAGCUCAUCCAUUUAAAGCUGAUUCUGAAUAUCUAAUUUUCCAAAAGAUCCUGAAAAGAGAGUUUGAAUAUCCACCUGAAUUCCCUUAUGUCGCUAGAGAUUUAGUUGACAAAUUGAUUCAAUUGGAUGCUACUCAAAGAUUGGGUGUUGGUUCAGAUGGUUACAAACAAUUGAAGGCUCAUCCAUUCUUUGAAGGAAUUGAUUUUUCGAAUUUGAAAAAUCAAACACCUCCAAGCAUUGUUCCUUUCGCUAAUUUAGAUAGUUUGGAAAUUGAAGAUAAGCAAGAUGAAUUCGAUGAACUGAAUCCAUUUAUUGUUGAGAAGCUCAAUGAGAAAUACUCACUAUUUUUACUCAAAAACGAGUCUGUUGUAUACACAAGAAAGGUAGUUAAGCGAAGAAAAUUAACUGCCAAGAAGAGACAACUCAUUCUAACUGAUUUUCCAAGACUUAUGUACAUAGACUUUGAUGCAAGAGUUUGCAAGGGUUUUAUUCCCCUUUCAAAAUCUGUCAAGCUCGUGAAGAAAUCCGACAAAGACAUGAUUAUCAAGACACCUGGUAGAGAUUAUAUUAUUGAAGAUGUGAAAGGGUGUGUUGAUAAAUGGAUUUAUUGGAUUGAAAAAAUCCUAGCUGAAAAACUAACUGACAAAAACUAAUCACUAACUGUCUUUUUAAUAAACCUUAAUUUAACUGUA